Messenger RNA from Mus caroli (Ryukyu mouse), 2205 nucleotides. The record is from RefSeq and is a predicted model, not a curated record. Lineage: Eukaryota; Metazoa; Chordata; Mammalia; Rodentia; Muridae.
AUGAAGAAGUUGGGUACUUUCACUAUUUCCUUUUGGCUCCUGAAGUUUUCUCUCAUCUUGUGCCAUUUAACUGAGCCCAUUUGUUUUUGGAGGAUAAAGAAUGAUGGAGAUUUGAGAAGUGACUGUAAUUAUUUCCUUUGGGCAUUCGAGGAAACAACAGGAAUCAGUUUUUAUGAUGAUGUUGAUUUGAGAAUACCUGCAAGAAGAAAUGAGUUUUUUCUGGUAUUGUUUUUUGCUGCUGAUGAAAUCAACAAGAAUCCUUAUCUUUUACCCAACAUAUCUCUGAUAUUCUGGCUUUUUGGUGAUCAGUGUGAAGAUGAAUUGGGAAUUCUGGAUAAAAAUUAUUCACAAAAACUCAAAAGUGUGGAAUUUACUAAUUUUAACUGUUUUUUAAAAGACAACUGUUACAUAGACCUUACAGGACCAUCGUGGAAAACAUCAUUAAAACUGUCAAUUCAGUCUAGGACACCAAAGCUUUUCUUUGGACCAUUUAAUCCUAAACUGAGUGACCAUGACCAGUUUCGCUAUAUCCAUCAGAUAGCCAUCAAGGACACACACUUGUCCCAUGCCAUGGUCACCUUGAUGAUUCAUUUUAGAUGGACUUGGAUAGGACUGGUCAUCUCAGAGAAUGACCAAGGUAUUCAGUUUCUAUCAGACUUGAGAGAAGAAAUGCAAAGACAUGGAAUCUGUUUAGCUUUUGUUAAUAUGAUCCCAGAAAACGUGCAGUUAUACAUGACAAGGGCUAUGAUAUAUGAUAAACAAAUUAUGGAAUCAACAGCAAAGGUUGUUAUCAUUUAUGGUGAAAUGAACUCUACCCUAGAAGUCAGCUUUAGAAGGUGGGAAGAUUUAGGUGUAAGGAGAAUCUGGAUCACAACCUCACAAUGGGAUGUCAUNACAAAUAAAAAUGAAUUUAGCCUUGAUUUCUUUCACGGGACUGUCACUUUUGAACACCACCACAGUGAGAUUGCUAAAUUUAAGAAUUUUAUGCAAACAAUGAACACCGACAAAUACCCAGUAAACCUUUCUCAGUCUAUANUGGGGUGGAAUUACUUUAAUUGUUCAACCUCAAUGAACAGCUAUAGCAAAAUGGAUCACUUUACAUUCAACAACAUAUCGGAAUGGACAGCACUGCACAAAUAUGACAUGGUCCUGAGUGAGGAAGACUACAAUUUGUAUAAUGCUGUGUAUGCUGUGGCCCACACCUACCAUGAACUCAUUCUUCAACAAGUAGAAUCUCAGCAAACAGAAGUACCCAAAGGAAUAUUCACUGACUGUCAGCAGGUUCCCUCCUCCAUGUGUAGUGUGACAUGUACUGCUGGAUUCAGGAAAAUUCAUCAGAAUGCAACAGCAGACUGCUGCUUUGAUUGUGAUCAGUGCCCAGAAAAUGAAGUUUCCAAUGAAACAGAUAUGGAACAGUGUGUGAGGUGUCCAGAUGAUAAGUAUGCCAACUUAGAGAAAACCCACUGCCUCCAAAGAGCUGUGUCAUUCCUGGCUUAUGAAGAUCCAUUGGGGAUGGCUCUAGGAUGCAUGGCCCUGUUCCUCUCUGCCCUCACAGUUCUAGUACUAGUCACUUUUGUGAAGUACAAGGAUACUCCCAUUGUGAAGGCCAAUAACCACAUUCUCAGCUACAUCCUGCUCAUCUCUCUAGUCUUCUGUUUUCUCUGCUCAUUGCUUUUCAUUGGACAUCCCAACCAGGCCACCUGCAUCCUGCAGCAGACCACAUUUGCAGUAUUUUUCACAGUGGCUAUUUCUACAGUGUUGGCUAAAACAAUAACUGUGCUCAUGGCUUUCAAGCUCACUACUCCAGGGCGAAGAAUGAGAGGGAUACUGGCAUCAGGGGCACCUAACUUGGUCAUUCCCAUUUGUACCCUUAUCCAACUUGUUCUCUGUGGAAUCUGGUUGGUAACAUCUCCUCCUUUUAUUGACAGAGAUACACAAUCUGAAUAUGGAAAGACCAUCAUUAUUUGCAACAAAGGCUCAGUCAUUGCCUUCCACUUUGUUCUGGGAUACUUGGGUGCCUUGGCUCUGGGGAGCUUCACGGUGGCUUUCUUAGCUAGGAACCUUCCUGACAGAUUCAAUGAAGCCAAAUUCCUAACAUUCAGCAUGCUGGUGUUCUACAGUGUCUGGAUCACCUUCCUCCCUGUCUACCACAGCACCAGGGGAACAGAUGGUUGUUGUGGAAGUUUUCUCCAUCUUGGCUUCUAG